CACUCUCGGACCAUCGCACCGAGUCUCGACCCAGAGAGUUUCCUCAGUCCUCCACAACUCUCCCUUCGCGAUCUUACUUCUCUCCAGAUCCAAAAUCUCACCAUUCUCGUCGCAAAAGAGAACUACAAUCUCGAUUCGAUUCGAUUCGAAAUUCAACUAUUCCCCAGAUCACAUUUUUGUUUCGGUUCAUGAUAUUGAUUCCGUGAGAGACCUUAACAUGGAUUCGCAUCCUUCCUUGAUCGGAAGGUCCAUCGGCAACAGCAACCGAUCCAGCGUAGAUCUCGGCCGUUCAAUGCCUUCCUCCCCUUCCCCCUCAUCGCUAACCAAAUCCAUCUCCGAUGCGAGCAGCCAGAGCCUCUCCUCGAUCCUCAACAACCCCCACGGAGGCAAAUCCGGCGUCUACGGCACCGACGCCUCCUGGGUCGGCUGGUGGUCCUCCUCCACCUCCGUAGCUCCCUCCGAGUUCGCCCCCGUCGCUUCCGCCAAGCUCCCCGGGUCGGACCUCUCCAGAUCCGACUUCCACGGAUACGUCUCCUCGAUCUCCGACUCCCACGCCAGGUUCGAGGACAUCAUCAACCACGCCAGGGAGGAGAGCUCGGGGCUCGAUCAGGAGAGCCACGUGUCCGGUCUGGCUUCGUGUCUCCGCGAGGUCCCUUCGCUCUACUUCAAGGAGGAUUUCGCGUUGGAGGACGGGGCAACGUUUCGCUCCGCGUGUCCCUUUUCGAGCUUGACGGAGAAUCGGGCGCUUCAGGAGAAGCUGUCGCAGUAUCUCGAUGUGGUGGAGUUGCAUCUCGUGAAGGAGAUCUCGGUGAGGUCGGAUUCGUUCUUCGAGGCGCAGGGGCAGUUGCAGGAUUUGAAUGGGAAGAUUGUUGAAGGGUGUAGUAGGAUCCGUGAGUUGAAAGAGACGAUUCGGCUUCUUGAUAGGAAUCUGGUGGAUUCUGCUCGGCAGAUUCAGGAGCUGAGCUCGACUAGGAUUAAUAUGUUGGAGCUGCAGCGUAAACUGAGGGUCAUUUUGUAUGUUAACCAAGCUCUCUCUGCACUCAAAUUGCUUGUUGCGUCCGCAGAUUGUGCUGGAGCGUUGGAUAUAACUGACGAUCUCCAAAACUUGUUGGCGGGGGAUGAGCUAACUGGUCUACAUUGCUUCCGUCAUCUUCGAGAUCAUGUCACUACUUCCAUAGAAUCCAUAAACAGCAUUCUCACAGCUGAAUUUAUGCGAAUCUCAAUACACAAUACUGGGGAAAUAGAUGUACUGGUUUUAUCUGCAGCAAAAAAACGGGGAUCCAUAUCUUCUAACGGGGAGACCGGUGAUGAAGUUAAGCUAGAAGAAGAAGAUACGUCUACCUUAUGUGAUCGGCUUCUUCCUCUAGUGAUUGGAUUGCUAAGAACGGCAAAGUUCCCCUCAAUUUUGAGGAUGUAUCGUGAGGCACUAACAUCUGAAAUGAAAAAUGCAAUCAAGAACGCAGUUGCUGAGCUGCUUCCAAUUCUUGUUGCAAGAUCGCUGGAAUCUGAUUUUUCACAUGGGGAGCGCUCAGUAGAUGUUGAUGGUGGUGGCUUAUCUCUAGCGAGCAAGUUGAGGGCUCUGUCAUCUGAGGCAUUCGUUAAUCUCUUAACUGCUAUAUAUAGGAUUGUUCAGGCACAUCUUGUUCGGGCUUCGGAAGUGAAAAAGGCAAUUGAAUGGAUCCUCUGCAAUAUCGAUGGACAUUAUGCAGCUGAUUCCGUUGCAGCUGCAAUUGCUGUCGGUGCAGUAGCAGCCGAAUCAAUCCAGGAAGCAGGUUUCCAAGGCGACCAAUUUGUGUCUUCUCCAUUGGGUAAGGCUACCUCAAAGGCUUCUCAGUUGCAGAGAAAAUCAAGCGACACAUCAAGCCUGAUAAACAUGUCAAGAAACUUCAGGGCUGAUGUCUUGAGAGAAAACACAGAAGCUGUUUUUGCGGCCUGUGAGGUUACUCAUGCUAGAUGGGCAAAGUUACUAGGAGUUCGUGCUCUUCUUCAUCCAAAACUGAAAUUGCAGGAGUUCAUGAGCAUUUAUGAUCUCACCCAAGAAUUUAUAACAGCUACAGAAAAGAUUGGCGGACGGUUGGGAUCUAGUAUUCGUGGGACGCUGCAGUCACAAGCCAAAGCCUUUGUAGAUUCCCAGCAUGAAGCUCGGAUGACAAAACUGAAAGCUGUCCUUGAUCAAGAAACAUGGGAUGAGAUCGAUGUUCCCGAAGAAUUCCAAUCCAUAAUCAGUUCUCUUUUCGCAUCCCAGGAGUUGAUUUCUAGGAAAGCUGAUGAUGCUGAUACUAUAACAUACCACAGAAACCCGCUCACUCCCAACGGGUCUCUCACUUCAGGAACUGAAGAUCAAAAUGAACUACGAAAUAAAAACUCUGAAUCUAGUGAAAGUCCUGCAGUCAGUAGUGCACAAGUGAAAUCCACAGUUUCACCUGAGUCUCUUGAAAGAAGCAAGGCUGGUGUAUCUUCAGUUGCGAAUAAUCAAAGUAAUCAGAAGGCGCACGGAAAAUCUAACCUUUUUUAUCAAGGAGUUGGUUACCACAUGGUAAACUGUGGGUUAAUAUUACUCAAGAUGUUGUCAGAAUACAUUGAUAUGAGUAAUUCUUUGCCAGCUUUGUCCUCGGAAGUUGUUCUUCGUGUUGUUGAAGUGUUGAGAUUUUUCAACACUAGGACAUGCCAACUUGUUCUGGGGGCUGGUGCUAUGCAGGUAUCUGGUUUAAAGUCCAUAAAGGCGAAACACUUGGCACUUGCAAGUCAAGUAAUCGACUUCACUUACACUAUUAUUCCUGAAUCCAGAAGAAUUCUGUUUUCAAAAGUACCUGAGACGAGAAAGCCACUGUUGUCAGUAGAGAUUGAUAGAGUCGCUCAGGAUUAUAGGGUUCAUCGAGAUGAAAUAUACGCAAAGCUGGUCCAGAUAAUGAGAGAAAGACUGUUGGCGCAUCUUCAUGGGUUGCCGAAAGUUGUUGAGAGCUGGAACAGACCGCCAGACAGCAAUAAACAAACUAAAGAGUUUGCCUGGCCACUCACAAGGGAAGUUGGCUACCUUCAUCGGGUCUUAUCCGAGACAUUGCAUGAAGCAGAUGUUCAAGCCAUCUUCAGGCAGGUGAUUUCAAUCAUCCACACACAAACUUCUCAAACGCUUUCUAACUUGGAGAUAAGCUCUCCAGAGGCAAAGAAAAGGCUGAAGCUUCACGUUGAGCUUAUCCUCAAAUGCAUCCGAUCAUUACCAUCCGACAAUGCCAAUGAAUCAGGCCUCGCAAACUGGGGACAACUAGAUGAAUUCUUUGCACAACACUUUAAAGAGGAAGAAGAGGGACGCGAAACUGAGUGAUGAAGACGUCAUUGUACAUCAAUUUGUUUCUUCUCACUUCUUAUAUUAAGUGAAAACAAAUAUCAGAAUUUUGGUAUGAGGAUGGAUUGCUCGUCUUGUAGAUUUAACUUACAGGUAAGAAAUUCCUUCCUUCUGCUGCCUCCAUCUGCAACCAAAACACCGAAUCAAAUACAAAAUUAUAGUCUAUAAUUGUCUCAUCGGGUUUUGUGGAAAGUGAACAUUGUAGAUCGUGAAAGCAUAACCACCUUUUGUUCAGCUAGUUCUGAUGGUUUGGACCUUUAGAUGCAGGCUUAUUACAGUUGUGGGCUCAGAUGAACAUUAUAUCAACAUUUUCUCUU
Raphanus sativus (radish) is the source of this 3660-nucleotide messenger RNA. Its product is annotated as vacuolar protein sorting-associated protein 54, chloroplastic. The coding region runs from base 218 to 3322 and encodes 1034 amino acids. Gene Ontology annotation, biological process: Golgi to vacuole transport; retrograde transport, endosome to Golgi. Gene Ontology annotation, molecular function: syntaxin binding. Gene Ontology annotation, cellular component: GARP complex. NCBI's taxonomy places the organism in Eukaryota, Viridiplantae, Streptophyta, Magnoliopsida, Brassicales, Brassicaceae. The transcript has 18 exons. The record is from RefSeq and is a predicted model, not a curated record.